This is a messenger RNA of Aricia agestis (brown argus), 1081 nucleotides long. RefSeq lists its product as uncharacterized. The coding region runs from base 139 to 825 and encodes 228 amino acids. The record is from RefSeq and is a predicted model, not a curated record. The transcript has a single exon. Lineage: Eukaryota; Metazoa; Arthropoda; Insecta; Lepidoptera; Lycaenidae.
GGUUUUGGUUUUGGUUUCGGUGAAAUUUCAGGUUCCGAAGUAUUAACUAUUACACAUUACAAUGCAUUAAAAGUAAUUUAUUUUAAAAAUAGCAUAUAGCAAUGAUUUUAUGGAUGGUCUUAUCGCUAAAUAAUCAAUAUGGGUGAUCUUUCUGGCUCCGACGGUUCACGGAACAAAAUGGUAAUAGUAAAAUCAAACAAGAAGUGGAUAUUGAAAGUUAAAGACCCAUUAGAUACAGAAGGGUUUGAAAUUACAGUAAGGGAUGGAAGCUGUACAUCUGCAGAAGAAAAUAAACAAGAAAUAAAUAAUUGGGAUCAACAUUGGAAGAUUGGUGAGGACAGCGACCACUCCGCCUCUGAUGAGAAAAUGUUAUUAGUCGCGAGACCCAAACUUUUACGUAAAAAAAGGAAUUCGAAGUCUGACUCUGUAGAUUCCAACAUUGAUGGGUCUUUAACAAAACGUAAACAGCACAGGAAGCCAAAUCCAAAGUCUAAAAUAGAGACUCCAGAAGAAAGGGCCGAACGACUCGCUAAGAUGUCGGCUUACGCAGCACGACGAUUGGCAAAUGAAACCCCCGAGCAACGAUCUAUCAGAUUAAAACGCAUGUCAGAAUAUGCUGCCAAAAGACUAUCCCGAGAGACACCACAAGAGAGGUUCCAACGUCUCUCCCGUAUGUCUGCAUACGCCGCUCAAAGGUUGGCCAAUGAAACACCCGAGCAAAGAAAUAUGAGGCUGUCUAGGAUGUCAGCAUAUGCAGCAAAAAGGCAAGCUAUGCGGAAAACUGCAAAAAUCACAACAGACAACUUGAAUCCUGACCAAAGUUGAGACCUGGAAUUUCAAACAUACACAAUACAAAUCUCAUAAAAGGACUGACCUUUACUUUAUUGAGUUUAUUGCUGUAAGCUAAUAUAGGUUAAUUAUUUUCUAUUUUAGGAUUCUUCUUCUAUAGUUAAAAUCAAUUUGAUUAUAAACAUUUGGCAUAGUUGUAUAUAUUCCUUUUAUUUGGUAUCUAGACAUCAAAUAAUAUAGUCAUGUAAUUUAAUCACUAUUAUUAGUUAAGCAAGAUUUACUAUUUUUUUCA